This is a messenger RNA of Plectropomus leopardus (leopard coralgrouper), 312 nucleotides long. The record is from RefSeq and is a predicted model, not a curated record. NCBI's taxonomy places the organism in Eukaryota, Metazoa, Chordata, Actinopteri, Perciformes, Serranidae.
CCUGCCGAAAGCCCUCUUCUCAUGAUCCGCCAUUAGGAGUGAGCCUGUGGUGGGUUGAACGCCAGGAUGCAGAUUUUCGUCAAAACCCUCACGGGGAAGACUAUAACCCUCGAGGUUGAGCCUUCAGAUACUAUUGAAAAUGUUAAAGCCAAAAUCCAGGACAAAGAGGGUAUCCCUCCUGAUCAGCAGAGGUUGAUCUUUGCUGGAAAGCAGCUGGAGGACGGACGCACGCUGUCCGACUACAACAUCCAGAAGGUGAGUUUGGGGCUGAAGAUUACACGUUUUUGUCUCAGCUGAAUUAAAUCAGUUUUG